Notothenia coriiceps (black rockcod) is the source of this 3136-nucleotide messenger RNA. RefSeq names its product leucine-rich PPR motif-containing protein, mitochondrial-like. Gene Ontology annotation, biological process: regulation of mitochondrial translation. Gene Ontology annotation, cellular component: mitochondrion; nucleus. Bases 1 to 3042 code for a protein of 1013 amino acids. The record is from RefSeq and is a predicted model, not a curated record. Gene Ontology annotation, molecular function: mRNA 3'-UTR binding; protein binding. Lineage: Eukaryota; Metazoa; Chordata; Actinopteri; Perciformes; Nototheniidae. The transcript has 23 exons.
AUGCAGACGUCCCUUGCUUCCGGCCGACCUGUCCGACCCUCGGCUUGUAGGGGUGGCCUCGGCCCCCACCAACAGUUUCGGGUUCCCCUUCCCGACGUACCUCGACCCCACCCUCGACCCUCGGGACUCUCCCUUCCGACGCCUCGUACCUCCGCGGCUGUAUGCCCUGGACCCUGUACCACCCACCUGUCUUCCUCAAACCUCCCCUCCCUCCGUCAUGACUUCCUCUCGGCUAUAUUAACCUGCUUACUUACUUACCCUCACCUUCCUCUCCGUAACCUAUCGGACUUGACUCUCUUCCCCCUGUCUCUCGUCUCCAAACCUGUACCCGCCUCCCUGUACCCCUACCACCUGUGUCGUCUAUACGGUCCCCCCAAAGCCGCUCCCUACUACCGCGUGCUCUCCCCUCGUCUCGUACGUCCGCCCCUGCCCCAGACGUACUCGAAGUUCGAGAAACGGUCUGAAGAUACUUCAUCCUUCUUCUUGUACAAUUUUAUCGACAACAUGUCGGAGGCGGAGGUGCAUGCAAAUGAAGACAAGCUGCGGAAAUACUUCCGUCAACUGAAAGAUCAGAAUAUAACUGUGACACUGAACAUCUACAAAGGCAUCAAGAACCUGCUGCAGUCCUACCGAGUCCAAGAGCUCAUCAAGGAUGUGUUUGCUCUGGUGGACCACGAUGGCUCUGUGUCAGAUGCUGUCGGUAGCAUUGGGACUGAGGGCAGGUUGUAUUCUCUUGAGAAGAAGCUCGCCAAAAGGAAAGCAGAGACCCAACCAUUGGACAACAUUCUCAAACAAACCAUCCAGAGUCUCGUCACUGAGGAGAAAUUGGUGCGCGCCCUGGAGCUGAAGCACGUGCACGAGGACGAGAUGACGACCCCCGCAUACGCCAGCCUCAUCGGCCUGUGCUGUCGCCACAACAACGUGGAGGAGGCGCUCAACCUGAAGAGGGAAAUGACUCGUAGGGACACGUCAGCGAAGCUUGAUGGCACUAAAUACAUCGCACUGGUCCAGUCUCUCGCAAAGGACGACAGAAUGGAGGAGGCAGUGGAAUUCCUGAAGGAGAUGAAAGAGAAGAAGGUGGUGUUACAUGACAGACACACCACGCUGUUCUUCCACAUGCUCUUUUCUCUGGCGACCAAGGGCGGCGCCCCCGCCAUUCAGCGCCUGCAGGACUCCAUUUUCACCCUCGGACUGGCCAGGCCCAACUCCAACCUCCUCUCACCCCUGAUUACUGCAUACAUCGAGAGCCAGGACCUGUCCGGAGCUCUAGAAGCAGCCAUAGAAUGUCAGAAGCGCUACAACCACAUGCCUUCAGUCCACCGCAUCAUCGUGGGUCUGGUGGAGAAAGGGGACACUGAACUGCUGCAGAAAGAUUCUUUAGAACAGAUUCCCUAUAAUUAUGGAAACCUCAGCCUGGUGAAAAAGUUCAAGUUCAAUGUGCCGCAGGUGCAAGUGGCUCUGGAGUGUGUAAAGGUUGAAACCGUGCAGUGGAGCACCUCUCCACCUCCUUUACUUUCAUUUGACACACUCCCUCAUACACCAUUCCCCCCCACUUUUAUCUCUGAACCCCCCAAGAGGUCACAGAUCCUCAAAACCCCUGGGCUGAGGGCAAGGCCUGCGCGCAUGCAGUGGUUUGCAGAGAAAUGUAUAAAUACCAACAAGAGUGAGCCCUUGGAGCAGAUGGUGGACAUGACGGUGAAACUGUUCGAGUGCGACAGAGACGAGAUGUACAGUUACCUCCUCCAACAAUACGAGGCAACAAACGAGUGGAAGAAAGCAGAAGGGCUUUGGACGAAGAUGCAGGAAGAGAACAUCAUCCCCAGAGAGAGGACCCUGUUCAUGCUGGCCAAAAUCCUGAAGAUUAACGGCCAGGAGGUGCCCUUCGAUGUGCCCAAGACGUGGUACCAAGAAGAAGCCCCCCUGGCCGAGGUCAAAAGAGCGGCACCCAAGCUCAAAGUGGAAGAAGGCCCAAGCUUUCAAAGCCCUAUCAUUGCCCUCUGUAAGGAGGACAAAGCCCAAGAAGCCUUAAAGAUGUUUAAGGAAGCCAAUAAUAAGGGUUCGACAAUUAACGCCAUCACAUACGAUCACCUGAUCCGCUCGCUGCUGGCCGAGGGGUCCUUUAAAGACGCCAUGGCAAUCAAAAACAUUGCUCUAGCUCGUAUGCCAACGUUCCAGAUGAGUCCUGCUGCCAACGACCUGUACAUCAUCACCAACAGCAUGCAAGGCCACACUAAUGAUGCUCUGGAGAGGAUGAGGUCUUUGCUGCUGGCAAACCAGAUGCCCUCACAGCUCGCCAUCACCAGGCUGGUUCAGGCGCUCGGCAACAGCGGCGACGUGUCGGGGAUCCAGGAAGUGCAGCAGCUGAUAAAAGGCUACAGCAAGGUGGUCAACCUGUCCAGCAUGAUUUUUGUCAACAACACAGCGAUGGCACACAUCAAGAGUGGUGAUGUGGACAGUGCAAUGGAGGUGUUGGAGGCCGUCUACACCAAUCCAGACACCCAGAGCCAGAGCAUGGCCUUCGUCUUCAGAAAGACAAUGGAAGAUAACAAUGACAAAGCGUUGGACAAAUUGAGUGCUAUGGCAGAGCGGCUAGCCAAUCACUUCGCCUGCUACAGACCGGCGUCAGACCUCUUCGUGCAGCUGCUGGACGCCGACAAAGUGGAGGACGCCAAGUUCAUGCUGGCUCGCAUUAACGCUCUGGCAGAACAGACGGACGUGCUCGUGUCCUACAUGUCUCGGAAGUCUCAGACCCCCGGACAGCUCGGCAAGAUCAAGACCCUUCUGAGCCUGAUCCCAGACUUCACUGAGAAGGAUUUGGUGAACACGUAUCUGAUGAAAUGUCAUGUUACCGACAAAGACUUUUCGUCGGCCAAGGCCCUGUAUGAAGAGUGGCUGAAGAGCGGAGGGGAGAUAGACAAGCUGUCACUCAAACGGCUGGCCGUGAUGUACAGAGAGUCCGGAGAGGAGGUGCCCUUCGAAGAGCCCCCGGUGAGUCUCACACACACAUAUAUACAACUAAAUGUGAUUGGGUCCUCUACUUAAUACACUCAAACAGACCUCAACAACGUAACAGGUUAUUUGUCUCAAAGUCAAACAAGGAAACUGUGACUUUUCCCAGCUCGACUCCCAAGACGAG